This is a messenger RNA of Endocarpon pusillum Z07020, 2265 nucleotides long. RefSeq lists its product as uncharacterized. The record is from RefSeq and is a predicted model, not a curated record. Bases 1 to 2265 code for a protein of 754 amino acids. Lineage: Eukaryota; Fungi; Ascomycota; Eurotiomycetes; Verrucariales; Verrucariaceae. The transcript has a single exon.
AUGGCAGUAACAAGCACUGUCAACCCGGGCGACUACUCCCCUCCCCUUGAGAAUCUCACGAACGAGGCCCAUCGAGCGCGAAGCGCACCAUCGAAAUCCCUACGGCGGACUCGAUCUUCUCGGGCUCUCUUCCAUUGUCUGGACUCUUCCGAAUCAGUUCCGGACUUCAACAGUUCGAUAUGGGAUGCAGACAUUGCUUGUUCAGGAGAUCGUGCUACAGAAAACAGCCCAAGCUCACCCGAUAUAUCGCCAACGACAUCCAGACAUCCACAAGCUGAUCCAUUUCCGUCCUUCUCUGUCGUCCAGACAUCUUCUCUUCCAGCGAACUUGCCCUUCCAGACUCCUUCGAACACUGAUUUCCAACCUACGCAGCUAGAACCGAUCGCUGAGCAGCGAACCCUCACCUCAUCGGGUCCAUCUUUCGCCCGAACUCGACUGAGCCAGAGCCCGGCACGGAGGGUCAACAUCGUCCAUCCGCAACAGUCCCUUCAGUCCAUUCAUGUCUCGCAGCGACAAAUUCCUCCCUUGCUACCGAACACGUCGCUGCCUACGCGGCCCUAUCGCCGUCGAGCCUUCUCACUGGAUGAUCUCGAUUGCCUCAAAUUUCCCUCUCUUGAUUGUUUUGUAAGAAGCACAAGGUCAUCUAUAUCGUCGUCUUCAGAUCCUGAGCUGCUUGCUUCAUUUGGCGAGAGAUACUCUCAGCUAGCCGAGCCUCAACAGCCUUCUUAUCCCGGUCCGGAGCGUACACCCACUCCACCAGGUGUGCCAUCGUUCGGCAGCCCCGAUGCUGUCAACUUUUUCAACCAGCCGCCAGCGCGUUUCUCGUCUUGGUGGCGCAUUGGUAGGCCCACGCAGCCUGUGCCAUCGUUCCCAGAUACCUCGGUUGCCGCAGCGGCACUUGCAGGCAAUCUAAGUUCGCCGUCUUCUCAAGCCGCUAGACCAAGCGGCUUGCUCCAUCGUUUCAUCCUGUUCAACAUUGACUUCUCUUCGUCGCCUUGGACGACACAGCCACGGAGAGCAUCUCUGCCUGCAGGCGUCCUACGAGCCGACGAUGGAACGUUCGUUCGCGGUAGAUUUGGUGGCAGAGUCAGUGGACAUGGCAUCAGCAGUCGAGGGCUUGAUAGCCAUCCCAUACAGAGAGCGGUUAGUGCAGCAGGAGGAGAACGGAAAGAUGCUCCUGCUGAAGGCGGUGGCUGUAUUAGGUCUGUAGGGCAACCGGAGAGUAUUGCACAAUCACAAGGUCAUCAAGACACAGUGAUGAGUGGUGCUGUACAUCGCCCUGCUAGCAUCUCUUCACGGUUAACUACAUUGUUUAGUUGGGAGAGUCGAGCUACAGAGCGGUGGAGGGAAGAAGUAGCUGCCUCAAGAGAGGAGGUUGGGCGACCUCAGACAGCAGUGCCGCAAGAAGCCGUGGCACAAGCCCAACCAGCAGCAAUGCUACAACAUCAACCAACAACACCGCACGAAGCACAAGCGUCUAUCGUCGUCAUCGGCGACGACCUCGCAGUUGGUCUAAACGAGUUGCUGCAUCCAGAUUCCGACAACCGCGCCAUAUCCCUGACCCGACAAACACCGCUCGAAAACAACGACGACGACCUCGCAGCUGGCACCAGUGAAUUCCUAUAUCGAACUACCACGAAUUCCACCAUCCGACCGGCCCCCCAGAACUCCCUUGAGAACAAUGAGAAUGGCAAUCAUGCAGCAACUAGACCCCCCUCAGCCAACGAGAACGCGGACAACGAGAACGCUACCGCCCACACCACUCCUUCUCCGUCCACAUCUACUCCUGCGCCCCAAAAGGAGAAGGAGUCGGAGUCAGGGCUCUGGCACUGCAUCCACUGGUUCUGCAUCUGUUGCUGUGAGAUGACGGACAAAGAGUGGGAUGGUGGUGGCUGGUAUGGUGCUGAUCGGCCCUGGUUGAGGAGCGCUGCCCGACGGAAGAGGAGGGAGGAGGAGAGGGAAAGAGGAAGGAGGGAGGAGAGCAGGGAGAGGAGAGAUGAAAGGGAUAUUGAGAGGUGGAGGGUCGAGAGGGAGAUGCAGGCUCGGAGGGAGGAGAGUAGCCGGAGGGAGAGGAGGAGAACUAAUGAGAGUUUGGGGUGGUGUGGAAGUGGUGGUGGUGGGGAGGGGAAUGUGGUUGGUAGCGGGAGCGGGAGCGGAGGCGGGGGCGGGAGCGGGCCUGCGGAUGGACAAGUGUGGACUACGCAGGGACAGGAGGGCCAGGGUGUGCUAGGGAUGAGAUAUCGACCUGGUGGGAGUAGAGGGUAA